UUAAUAAGUAACUGAAUCGAUAUUAUUCAUCUUUUAGUUGAAUACUUAAUACCGGUCUCGCUUAAUAUAUUAUAUUCUUAUAUGAUUUAAUUAAAAAGUGUAUCACUUAAGUACCUAUCUAUUUCAUUUUGAUUCAAAUUAAUUAUUGACUUGAAAGUCGUAAUUAUCAUAAGUCAAAUACGUGAAAAGUACAACAGUAUACUUUUAAUAGGUAUAUUUGUAUUAACAUUUUUUUUAAAAUGUUUAAACUGUCCAGAUGUUCAAUCGGUGUUUUGAUGCGCUUAAGUGGCGGUCCAAACUUAACGCGGGUGGAAAAUGGACGAACCCCCCCAAAAAAGUAUCUGCACGAUUUUACAUACCAUGGCCAGGAACUGUCGGUCACUGAAGCGAAAAAUGUCUUAUUCCAGUAUUUGGACAACAACGGAUCUGUGGACUUGGAAAAGGAUGCUAAUGGCAUCGCGAAAAUACGCUUAAAUAAUCCUCGUAUCAAGAACGCUGUAAAUGUAAAAAUGUUAUCGGACCUAGAAGAUAUUACAGAAAAAUUGUCCCAGUGGACCGAGUGCAAAGGAGCAAUUAUGUAUGGCACUGAUGGAAAUUUCUGUUCUGGGGGAGAUUUGAAAGUGGCGAAAAAAAUUAACAACGCGUUUUACGGAUAUGCGAUGUCUAUUUACGUUGGUCAUAUUCUCGACAAAUUCAAAACGCUUCCCAUUAUUACUGUUGCAUAUAUCGACGGCACGGGUGCAAUUGGCGGAGGUGCGGAAAUAACAACGGCGUGCGACUAUAGGCUAAUGUGCAACGCUGUCGAUACCACGGCCAUAGGGUUCGUUCACUCGAGAAUGGGCAUAGUGCCUGCGUGGGGCGCCACCGGACGGUUGGCGUCGAUCAUAGGCACCCGGAAAACGUUGAAACUGUUGCUGGAAUCACGAAGAUUGAGCGCAGCCGAGGCAAUGGAGUUGGGUCUGGUGGACGGCGUGGUGGCUACGUUGGCGGACGCCGAAGCGUGGCUGUCCCGCAAGGUCAAACCGGACGUGAACAUUAUCCAGGCCAUCAAGCGUACGGUACAAUGUUACGAAAAUUCGCAGGAAGCUACGCGAAUGCUAGAGAGCAAGAUAUUCGCGCCGCUCUGGGGCGGACCCGCAAACCAAGCUGCAAUCGAACGGCACAUGAAACACAAAAAUAAAUAAAAUCUGCGGCGCGGAGAACUCGACAUUAUUCAGGGGCUAGUCUAAUAUUACAUCCAACCAGCUAUUCGUCCAAAACCAGAUAAAAGUAUUUACUGUCAUAUUUUAAACUAAUUAGUUUAAAACACUAGAUAAUACUAAAUUAUUACCAAUUGUCUAUCUCAUUCACUGACCACUCCUUAAAAACUCAGACUGUCACUUGUCAUAGGGUUACUUAACCGUCUUCACCCUUUUCGCCACCGCACUAGAAAUUUUUUUAUAUUAUUUAUAAAGGCAUUUCAUUUUACAAUUGAUACUUAAACGAAAGAUAACGAAUUUAUAUUAGUUGUUGUAAGUUUUUUAUAUCUAUUAACCGUCACCGAGACUUUAUUGUUUUUAUAAAUAAAUAAAUACAUUUUCAAAAUAUUA
Rhopalosiphum padi (bird cherry-oat aphid) is the source of this 1589-nucleotide messenger RNA. RefSeq names its product ethylmalonyl-CoA decarboxylase-like. Bases 240 to 1184 code for a protein of 314 amino acids. Gene Ontology annotation, biological process: fatty acid beta-oxidation. Lineage: Eukaryota; Metazoa; Arthropoda; Insecta; Hemiptera; Aphididae. The transcript is spliced from 4 exons. The record is from RefSeq and is a predicted model, not a curated record. Gene Ontology annotation, molecular function: enoyl-CoA hydratase activity. Gene Ontology annotation, cellular component: cytosol.